AUUGAAUGAUACGCACGAGGAUGCAUUCCAAACAAACCAAAGAGUCUAAGAACUCCGAUGAUUUCACUGAGCCUCAUUCAAAAUUAUUACUAGAACGUUUCCCCUACACAACAAAAGAUUUUUAACUGAAAGAUGUCCCUGUACUGACCAUUGAUCAGAGCUUUUUCGCUGAUCCCUUCAAAACUAUAGACGAUCUCUAUGCAAAAGGUUAUGAAAAAUUUGGAAUUGUCAAACUUAUUCUCCCUCCAGAUUUGGUGGUUCCAAACAAGAAAUUCUUCUCUCUUUUGGAGUCUAAACUCAAGGGUAAGAGAUUGCAAACUCGUAUCUAAACGCUGAACACCCAAAGGGCUGGAGAGGUACUUUGAUUUAUUAGCCUAGAUAUUUGGUUCAAACUCCACAGGAUUUACUAUACAGGAGUACAUGAACCUUGCAAAUAAGUUCGAGUGCAGUCAUAAAUUGCAAGGAGUGAGGGAGGUUUCUAAUCAGAUUCGAUAGAAUGAAAUAGAGUUCUGGUCAAUUAUUGAUUAUCCGACGAAAUAUGACGAUGUUGAAGUGGAAUACGCAGCAGAUCUUCUGGCAACCAAAUACGCCACUGGAUUUCAGGAGGGUUAGUUGGGCAAUCUCAGUGGAAUAAACAAAAAUAGGAAUUCGAUUUUCUAGGUUCUUCAAGAUAAGAAUGAAAUGAGUGGAAUCUCAGUGCCUUGGUUGUACUUGGGCAUGAAGUAUGCCAAUUUUUGUUGGCAUAAGGAGGAUCUUAAUUUAAAUUCAAUGAAUUAUAUGCAUGCCGGUGCUGCAAAGACAUGGUAAUCUAUUUGAUUAAUUUAUCGUCUAGGUAUGCUAUUCCGCCCAGUUACAGUGAUAAGUUCCUUUAAUACUUCAACAAAGCAUAUGAGAACGAAAGGAAGCAGAACCCCCGCUUAUUAUACGACAUCACUUGUCAAAUCUCACCUGUAGAACUGGCUGAGAAUGGAAUCCCAAUUCUAAGGACUGAUCAACAACCAGGCGAACUAAUCUUAACAUUGGGGGCUACCUACCAUGCGGGUUUUUCUCACGGUAUUUUAUUUAAAUAAAAAUUAGGGCUCAAUUGCAGCGAAGCUGUUAAUGUGGCUCCCACCUAAUGGCUCAAGGAGUUCGAUAGAGCAACCCAGGAAUACCGUAUGGAUGGGAAUUUAAAGAAGGUAUUUUGAUUGGGGUGAUUAUUUCUUUAGGUGAGUUUCCCCUUGGAGUGGUUGCUUUGCAAAGUGGCUUUGAUGGUUGAUGAGAUAAGGUUUACUAAAAAAUCGUGGUAAAAGGUACAUUUUUUAAAUUACUUCUAAGCUAUUUGAGAAAUUCAAACAAAUGAUAGAUUAAGAAAUUAACAAUCGCAAAUGCAUACUGAGUUUGUAUGAUAAUGUUAAGACCAUUGAGUUUGUUAAUAAGUUGGAAAAGUAUGAUCGGAGUGUCUGCAAGAUCUGCUCCAAUUAUAUGUUCUUAAGUUACAUUUUUUGUGGAAAGUAUUAAAUUCCUAAACUUCAUUAGGUGUAUAAAGAAGGGAUGUAUUUGUCACCAAAGCAUCUGUGCUUGUGCUGCUCCGUAAAUAUCACUCUAUAUUCGAUACAAUUUUGAGGAACUGUAGGCGAUGCUAGCUACAUUAGAGUCCAAAAUCAAAACAACGGGGUCGUGA
Molecule: messenger RNA, 1663 nt
Organism: Paramecium octaurelia
Lineage: Eukaryota; Ciliophora; Oligohymenophorea; Peniculida; Parameciidae
Source: the annotation of a GenBank genome assembly